GAGACAGUCGCAAAGCCCUCGCGUAGCGGGCGCGGGGCGGCGCCAUGGCGGCCACCUACAAGCCGUAUUUGAACUGCGUGCGGUCGACGCUCAAGGCGGCGCUCUGCUUGAGGAAUUUUCCUUCGCAGAUCGUCGAGCGACACAACAAACCCGAGGUCGAGGUGCGCGGCUCCAAGGAGCUCCUGCUGAACCCGAUCACGAUCUCCCGUACCGAGCAGGAGAAGUGCCUCAUCGAGGGCUCCGUGAACUCGGUCCGCGUGUCCUUCGCCAUCAAGCAGGCCGACGAGAUCGAGCGCAUCCUCACGCACAAGUUCACGCGCUUCCUCAUGCAGCGCUCCGAGCAGUUCGUGAUCAUGCGUCGGAAGCCCGCGGAGGGCUACAGCAUCUCGUUCCUCAUCACGCACACGCACCUCGAGAAGAUGUGGAAGGGCAAGCUCGUCGACUUCAUCAUCACCUUCAUGGAGGACAUCAACAAGGAGAUCUCGGCCAUGCGCAUCGCCCUCAACUCGCGCGCGCGCAUCGUCGCGGAGGAGUUCCUCAAGGACUUCGCCUCCUGAGCGCGGAGCGGCGUCGCCGGAGCCGCGCGGUCGUUAUUAAGCACGCUUCUGGUU
This is a messenger RNA of Aureococcus anophagefferens, 611 nucleotides long. RefSeq lists its product as hypothetical. The transcript has 3 exons. Lineage: Eukaryota; Pelagophyceae; Pelagomonadales; Pelagomonadaceae. Gene Ontology annotation, cellular component: actin cytoskeleton; Arp2/3 protein complex. Gene Ontology annotation, biological process: Arp2/3 complex-mediated actin nucleation; actin filament polymerization. The record is from RefSeq and is a predicted model, not a curated record. Gene Ontology annotation, molecular function: actin filament binding. The coding region runs from base 45 to 557 and encodes 170 amino acids.